Messenger RNA from Callithrix jacchus (white-tufted-ear marmoset), 9340 nucleotides. It is a transcript of the gene H6PD, whose product is annotated as hexose-6-phosphate dehydrogenase/glucose 1-dehydrogenase. Gene Ontology annotation, cellular component: endoplasmic reticulum. Gene Ontology annotation, biological process: pentose-phosphate shunt; glucose metabolic process; pentose-phosphate shunt, oxidative branch. NCBI's taxonomy places the organism in Eukaryota, Metazoa, Chordata, Mammalia, Primates, Cebidae. The record is from RefSeq and is a predicted model, not a curated record. Gene Ontology annotation, molecular function: 6-phosphogluconolactonase activity; glucose-6-phosphate dehydrogenase activity; NADP binding.
AUGAUCUUUAGUUUGAACUUUUGUUUUACUCCCACAUGUUCUUUUAAAAAAAUUCCAAACUCAUGGGUCAUGGUUUGAAGAAAAUUUCCCUUCCUCCCGCCUGGCGCACAGAAGGUAACGUCAAAGGCCUGGAAAGGGAACAGGGCAGCAGCAGACAUUGACCUUUACCUCCCAGCUCCUCUCUCCCACCCCUUGUCUGCUGGGCACUGAGGAUUAGAACUGUAUCCUCCUGUGGUUUACCAAAAAACGCUCUGUGGCUGGAGCUUCAGCACAGGCUGGUUCUGUGUGUGCCCAGUCUGGUCAGGGACAGCUGCAUGCCUCUUCCGCUUGGGUGAAAACAAAGGCCGGAACCUGAAUUCUGAUCCAAACCCCCUGGCUGGCCAAGCCAGUGUCCCCACCUUCUGGGAUGUUAGCAGAGCCCUUUAACUGGCACCCAGGCAUGUGGAAGAUGCUCACAGUGGCAAUGUGUGUGGCCCUUCUGGGCUGCCUGCAGGCCCAGGAGCUCCAGGGACAUGUCUCCAUCAUCCUGCUGGGAGCAACUGGGGACCUGGCUAAGAAGUACUUGUGGCAGGGACUGUUCCAGCUGUACCUGGAUGAAGCGGGGAGGGGCCACAGUUUUAGCUUCCAUGGAGCUGCUCUGACAGCCCCUAAGCAGGGCCAAGAGCUCAUGGCCAAGGCUCUGGAAUCCCUCUCCUGCCCCAAGGACAUGGAACCCAGUCACUGUGCAGAGUACAAGGAUCAGUUCCUGCAGCUGAGCGGGUACCACCAGCUGAAGACGGCAGAGGACUAUCAGGCCCUGAACAAGGACAUUGAGGCACAGCUCCAGCCCAAGGGCCUCCGGGAGGCUGGCAGGAUCUUCUACUUCUCAGUGCCGCCCUUCGCCUAUACAGACAUUGCCCGUAACAUCAACAGCAGCUGCCGGCCAGGCCCAGGCGCCUGGCUGCGGGUUGUCCUUGAGAAACCCUUUGGCCAUGACCACCUCUCAGCCCAGCAGUUGGCCACAGAACUCGGGAGUUUUUUCCAGGAGGAGGAGAUGUACCGGGUGGACCAUUACUUGGGCAAGCAGGCUGUGGCACAGAUCCUGCCUUUCCGAGACCAGAACCGCAAGGCUUUGGACGGCCUCUGGAACCAGCACCACGUGGAGCGGGUGGAGAUCAUCAUGAAGGAGACCGUGGAUGCCAAAGGGCGCACCAGCUUCUAUGAGGAGUACGGUGUCAUUCGUGACGUCCUCCAGAACCACCUGACAGAGAUCCUCACCCUGGUGGCCAUGGAGCUGCCCCACAGCGUCAGCAGCGUGGAGGCGGUGCUGCGGCACAAGCUUCGGCUCUUCCAGGCACUGCGGGGCCUGCAGAGGGUCAGUGCCGUCGUGGGCCAGUACCAGGCUUACAGCGAGCAGGUGCGCAGGGAGCUGCAGAAGCUAGACAGCUUCCACAGCCUGACACCGACCUUUGCAGGCGUUCUCGUGCACGUUGACAACCUUCGCUGGGAGGGUGUGCCUUUCAUCCUGAUGUCUGGCAAAGCCUUGGAUGAGAGAGUGGGCUACGCUCGGAUCUUGUUCAAGAACCAGGCAUGCUGUGUCCAGAGCGAAAAGCACUGGGCCGCAGCGCAGAGCCAGUGCCUGCCUCGGCAGCUCGUCUUCCACAUUGGCCAUGGUGACCUGGGUAGCCCGGCUGUGCUGGUCAGCAAGAACCUGUUCAGGCCCUCUCUGCCCUCCAGCUGGAAGGAAGUGGAGGGCCCGCCCGGGCUCCGCAUUUUUGGCAGCCCUCUGUCCAGUUACUAUGCCUACAGCCCCGUGCAGGAGCGGGACGCCUACUCCAUCCUCUUAUCCCACAUCUACCACGGCCGGAAGGAUUCCUUCAUCACCACAGAGAACCUGCUGGCCUCUUGGGGCUUCUGGACGCCCCUACUGGAAAGCCUGGCCCACACGGUCCCACGCCUGUAUCCUGGAGGAGCUGAGAACGGCCAUCUGCUGGACUUUGAGUUCAGUAGCGGCCGGUUGUUCUUUUCCCAGCAGCAGCCGGAGCAGCUGGUGCCAGGGCCAGGGUCAGCCCCAAUGCCCAGUGACUUCCAGGUCCUCCGGGCCAAGUACCGAGAGAGCCCGCUGGUGUCUGCCUGGUCUGAGGAGCUGAUCUCUAAGCUGGCCACUGACAUCGAGGCCACCGCUGUGCAGGCUGUACGGCGCUUUGGCCAGUUCCACCUGGCGCUGUCAGGGGGCUCAAGUCCUGUGGCCCUAUUCCAGCAGCUGGCCACAGCACACUAUGGCUUCCCCUGGGCCCACACGCACCUGUGGCUGGUUGACGAGCGCUGUGUCCCGCUCUCUGAUCCAGAGUCCAACUUCCAGGGCCUGCAAGCCCACCUGCUGCAGCACGUCCGGGUCCCCUACCUCAACAUCCACCCCAUGCCGGUGCACCUGCAGCAGCGGCUCUGUGCUGAGGAGGACCAGGGUGCCCAGCUCUAUGCCAGGGAGAUCUCAACCCUAGUGGCCAACAGCAGCUUCGACCUGGUGCUGCUGGGCAUGGGCACUGAUGGACACACAGCCUCCCUCUUCCCACAGUCGCCCACUGGCCUGGAUGGCGAGCAGCUGGUCGUGCUGACCACAAGCCCCUCCCAGCCACACCGCCGCAUGAGCCUCAGCCUGCCUCUCAUCAACCGCGCCAAGAAGGUGGCGGUCCUGGUCAUGGGCAGGAUGAAGCGUGAAAUCACCACACUGGUGAGCCGGGUGGGCCAUGAGCCCAAGAAGUGGCCCAUCUCAGGUGUCCUGCCACACUCCGGUCAGCUGGUGUGGUACAUGGACUACGACGCCUUCCUGGGAUGAGGGUGUCUGCGCCCCUUGCCCGGUCUGCUCCUGUGCUUUCCUUCACCUCUGUCUCCCUCCCCUCUCGGCUCCACCACCUGCCAGCAUGCCCUGGCUCUCCAGACCCUGCUGCCCCACAGUCAGGCCCCAGAGAGGGCAGGACAAGGUCUUGUCCCAAUACCUUUGACAGGCAGCUCUGUCUAGUGGUGGAUAGAUGCAGAAACAAAGAAGAAAUGGAAUCUGCUCCUGAGAAGCUCCAAAUCCAGGCCAGGAGAGAAACCUUAAGAAAAGCCCUGCAGCAGUCACACAUUCCCAUCAGCCAGCACAACGCAGAUGGCGCCCAGCUCCCGUGUUCACAGGAGGAGACGUGGUGGGCUGAGGUUAAUCAGGGAAAGUUUCCUGGGGGAGGUGGUCCUUGAACUGGCUCCUGGGGAACAUUCAAAGAGCAUGAUUGGCAGACAGAAGGGUGCAGAGGUACCCAGGGGAGUACAUUACCCUGUGCAAGGCAGGGGCGCUGCUGACCAUCUUGAGACCUUGAAGGGGUCAAGCCCCUCCUUCCCCAGCUGCCCCUUCUUCUAGAACCUCUGCACAUCCAGCCUCUGUCUCUCCUCUUUGCUGCCUCCACCGGCUCCCACUCACUGACCCUCUCUCCUCCAUCCUGGCUGUGCAGUGGGAAUUCCAGUCUCCUGCCUGCAUCUUUGCUAUUCCUCAGACUCCGUUUAUAGAGAGAUCAGGGCUGAUAACCGGAAUACAGCAGCACAGAUUAGGCAAUGAAAAAGAUUCCAGAACUUUUUUUUAAUUAAAAAAAAAUAUUUGCAGAGAUGAGCCCUUCUAGUUGCCCAGGCUAGUCUCAAACCCCCGAGCUCAAGCGAUCCUCCCAUCUCAGCCUCCCCAAGUGCUGGGAUUACACGUGUGAGCCACUGUGCCAGGCCCCAGAAAUCUCAGAGUGCUGUCUGGAGCUCCCUUUCUCAGCUGAUGACCUGCUCUGCAUGGCGAGGUGGGGUCUUACGCCCCCAGCAUCCUCAGAGAGGACCCCCGACCUCUGCUGCUUCUCUGUCCUGCUAGUCUUCUUCCAUGAAGCAUGCUGGGUGCACAUAAUCAGGGUGCACAUAAUCCUGGGGAGCCCCAAUUUAAGAGGGUCAGUUACAUCUCAGGGGACUCCCAGGUGGGUGUUCCACUCUCAGUAGCCCUUCUUGUUUUACCAGGACAGAUCCAGUUAAAUCACCAACUGAGGUGACAGCUCAUUAGUGGGGAGAGAGAUGGAGCAUCAAGUGACACAGGGUCAUCCAGACGGCUCUGCUCCCACCAAGAUAGGAGCCAGGCCUCACUGGCAGGGCGGCUGUCCACAGCCCUUCAGGGGCUCGCUUGGCAGUUGACAGGGCUGCAGCCAGGCCUUCUCUCCCUACCCCUUGGUGGCCCCAUGACUUCCCGUCUGCUAUCUCUCCUGCCACUUCUCACCUCACCACUAACACUGCCAAGACUGGGGAAGUAAGUGGAUAGCUUCUCCAUAAGCAUAGGUUGGGGACUGUGAUCUUGAGAAGCCAUGGGCCAGCAAUACCUGCUUUUCUGACACCCCCAAGGAAGGCUCUGACAUUCUUUUAAAAAACAACACAAAGCAAAAUUCCCAGGACAUGUGUAGUUUUGUUUGUUCAACAUCCCACAGUCAAGGCUGGGAGACAGAACUCUUGGUUAAGGUCAAUUUUUCUGUCUGGCUUCUCCCCCACCUUACACUUGAACUCGUUUGGGCAGAUAAAAAAUUUCGACCACAUUUUCAGAGGGGGCUUUCAUGGAUGAGGGAGCAUGGCAAAGUCAGUUUCUUUCUGGACUAUUUACACUUCAAGGCUAUGGAUUUCAAGGAAUCUUGGCUUUCAUUUGCAAUGCCAGCCUGAGACCUGGUUCCCAAGCCGGGGCUCUUUUUCAGACUGCUUACUCUGGCCACCAACCCAGACCAGACAGAGGGAUCUUUCUCUCUCUCGUUUUUUUUUUUGUUUUUUUUUGAGACAGUCUUUCUGUGUCGCCCAGACAGGAACACAGUGGCAAGGUCUUGGCUCACUACAACCUCCACCUCUUGGGUUCAAGCAAUUCUCGUGCCUCAACGUCAUGAGUAGAUGGGACUACAGGUGCCAACCACCAUGCCUAGUUAAUUUUUGUAUUUUCAUAGACAAGGGUGUCACCACGUUGCCCAGGCUUGUCUCAAACUCCGGAGCUCAGGCAGUCUACCCACCUCAGUCUCCCAAAGUGCUGGGAUUACAAGUGUGGCCACCACACCCAGCCAGUACAUCUGUCUUUAUAAACCUGAAGAGUGCCCCUCAUUAGGACAGAACCAUAGAGCCCAGAGCCGGGAAGACCCCAUCCCGGCGCCCAGUGUCUGCUUCUGCACGUGAUGGGCGGGCUCAGGAGAGUACAGGGGGUCUCAGUGGAAGUUUCACAGCUGCCCUCGUGGGGGAGCCCUUGCACUACACUGCCACCUCCUGAGUGCCUGGUCCCUGAGCAGCUCCUGUGCCUGAUUUCUCAUUUCCCUCCUCUCUCCCCGGAUGCCUGGCCCCAGCACUCUCCCAUCUAUUCUUCAGGAACUGACUCCUCUGCAGUGGCAACGCCAGAGAGAAAGGGGCCUUCACAUGCCCAAGUACCCCUGCAGGAUGAAGGGCGAGCCGGCCCUUGAAGUCACCAUUUCUGAAUAGUAGUCACUGACGCCGAGUCUGGGAUGUCGUGUUCUAGCUCAGCCUUGCCUGGGAUGCACCAUGGGUCUGUGCAGAUCGUGGGUGGGAGUGUGAGUGGGGGUCAAAAGGCCAAAGGUUGUCUUUCCAGAAUCAAGUGCCUUCUUCAGAUCAUGUUGGAAAAGUCCAAACUUGGAGCUUUUCAUGUUCCCCUGCCCCUGCCCACCCCUUUCCCUUCACCUGAGUUAGGAAGCAGAAGUUCUUGGAACCUUCUGGGCUGGUGGCUUUCAAACUUCAGACCAGAGUCUGCAGCAAGAAAUGUGCCUUCCAUCAUAAAUUAGUCCAUUCGUUUACAACUGUGUCUCAAGCAAGUUUCAUAAAAAAAAAAAUUCUUAUUUUUAGGACUUUGGAUAUCCUCUAUUUUGUAGUUUUCAUUUUAAAAAAUGCUUCUUAAAUUUCACUAAAUUGGGCUAGGUGCCCUGGCUAGUGCCUGUAAUCCCAGUACUGUGGGAGGCUGAGGUGAGAGGUUCACUUGAGCUCAGAAGGUUGAAACCAGCCUGGGCAACAUGGUGAGACCCCCGUCUACAAAAGGUUUUUAAAAAAUUAGCCAGGCAUGGUGGUGCCUACCUGUAGUCUCAGCUACUCGGGAGGCUGAGGUAGGAGGAUCACCAGAGUGCAGGAGGCUGAGGCUGCAGUAAGGUGUGAUUGCACUAGUGCACUCUAGCCUGGAAGACAGAGUGAGCCUCUCUCAAAAAAAGAAAGAAAAAAGAAAAGGAAAGAAUGAUGACAACAGCCCAGGCAGCAGCCCUGCUCAGAACCCAGGUCUGUGGGAUUCCAGGGCUGUGUUCCCAGGCAUGCUUCUGGCCUCUUCCUGGCCUGGGAGCCCUUGAGGCCUAUGGUGGCAGCAGUCACCACAGUCCAGGUGCCCUGGUGUGGACCAAUGAUUCCAUCCACAUGGAGGCUCACAUGUGCACUUGGGGGCCUAUAAAUGGCAGAAGGGCCCCUCCUUUGGGAGACCUUUUCAGUCAGCAGCUCUAGAGCAAGCAUGAUCACCAUUUGUAGAGGGGAAGGAAUCAAGGGACUUGAAGCUAGAUGUAAGAUAGAUCAAAAUCUGGGGGCAAAUUUUCUGCCAACUUCAAGUUAAAAUAGGCCCAUCCUACUGAAUUUCCCUGUUGUUUCUCUGGAGACAAUACUUUAACCUUACUCUUGGGCCCCCAAAUUAUAAUCAUACUCAAAGCUUCCUACCUUUUGGCCUAAUAUUCCAGACUAUUCCCUCGAGGGGUUUCAUUCCAAACUAUGCAGGGCUCAGGCUCCCUAGUCUGGCCCCUGGUGUUUUUCUUGAGUUUCUUCUGUUCCUGUUCUCCGAGAGGGCCCAGGUGGAACACCUCUCAGGGAGGGAGAAGCUUCCAAAGCCACAGGACUGUUUCCCAGAAUUUGGUUUUCAGGUACAAAACUCUUUUUGUCCUGUAUGAUAUAUGCAGCCUCAGAGAAGCAGCCUGUGCAUCCGUUUUCCCCAGCUACAUUUUUAUCUUCAGCACAUGGAGCUCCCUUAGAACUUACUCCACUGGUUAGAAAAACAAAAGCACCCUGGCAGCAUCUCAGUGUCAGAGUGAGCACGGCACAGGAAAGGCCCGUGGUGACAAGGGCGAGGUGGCCGCAGUGACCGGAUGACACCCUAGCACCCAUUCGCCCUGCAAAUGAGGCUCCAGAGGGCGAAGAUCUGUGGAGACCAGAUGUCACAGGCCAUGUGACCCACUAGGGGCCACUUACCCCUUGUCAUCCGCUGGCUGAACUGAACACAUUCCCUCUCUCUACAACUCUCCCAUGAGGCUGCACCUGUGUGGGUGGCAGUUGAAGCAGUACCGUUCAUACUGUACACAGGAAGGAAGGAAGUGCUUUCAGUCUCACCAGCAUCUGGCAGCGAAUCUGAGCCUGUGAGGGCAUCCGAAGCGGUGAUGCCAUACGAACCUCCCGGCUGGUGCCGUCUGCCUUUGGAGGCACCAAGCAUUGUAACUCAGUCAUGGGAGCUGCCUCGUUGGAAAUGCAGAUUUAUUGCUAUAGUCUUGCCUGCUUCUGUCUCUUGUCCACAGCAUGUGUGAGCCCAGGUGUCAUUUGGCACAGUCCAAUGUCCGUCUUCAUUUGCUCAUGCAGAGGAGUUGAGUUGGACACUCCCAGGUUCUUGGUUUUCCUUUAGCAGUGCCCUGGGCAGUCUCCCUAUAAAACAGCCCACCUCCUCCUGUGCCUUCUGCUCCAGAGCAGAGCUCUCCCUCCCAUCUCUUCAGUCUUCCCUGCAAAAUCUGGCCACCGGGGAAAGGAGCAGGAACCCUGGGCAGCAGAUGCCAUCCAGGAAGAGCCACACACAUGGUUCUCCAACCCACCAUCAGCAUUGCAAGGCAGGGUGUGAGUGAGAAACUGAGGCUCUCGCAGCUCGUUGCUGAGCAAGGUGCAACUUGACUCACGCUGUGGUCAGCACUAGACGGGAUGGCAAGGGCUUUCAGAUGCAUUUCUGAGAUUCCAGCAAGCCAGGGGGAAUGCGAUCCCUUUGCUGAAGCUUUCCUUCUAGCCAACUUUUGGGACUGCUUCUGUUUGCAAAGGAAGUCGCCGGGGAGGUGCCCAUCUCUGUGUGACCCACACAUGGGAAGCAGGAGCAUUAGAGUAAUUACACUUCUGCUGCUGUUUUGAUUCUCAAGGCUGAUCUUUGUUUAAACCCUCACCUUGCCGUCAGGGGCUUUAAAGGCAGUCUGCAUCUUUUCUUCCCUUGGUGUGGGAGAGGUAAUCACUUGGAUUUGCUGAAAGCUGUAUGGAGUGUAUUUGAACAGCUGGUAGUUAGCUUUGAAAGUGGAAGUGUUAACAGACCCCACCUGUGUCAGUUUGGGUCCUUCACUCUAUCCCCACAGAAGCCUAGAGGGGUCUGUUGUGAAGCAUUAUGGGUUGCCUGCAUGUAGGAGGAAGGAUCUGUGUUAGCCAGAAAUCAGGAACCCGACUUGCCUUUACCUCUCUGAGAUGUGCUAGAAACAGCCUUCACUUCCUGGUUCUGUCCACCGGGAAGAGCCAGCUGGCAGCAGAUCCCAGGGGCAGAGCCCCUGCUGAGUCCCAGGAGCGUGUCUUUACCUGUGUCUGAGAGGGAACUGUGAUUCCAGCUGGACAUGUCACAUUGGAGCAGUGCUGAGAGGCUGUUACAGGAGAACUAGACAGGGGCGGGGCCUGCUGCAUCUGGAUCACGUUCCUGCGCUCUGCCCUGUGCCAGGGACUCGGGGUCUGGGCUUCUGCCAGGUGAGGAGCAAAGAGGCUGUUCCCUUGGGUGGAGAGGCAUGGGCAUGAGAGCCACCCAUUGCCAAGCAGCAAGAAUGUUCGUGCUUUUUUUUAGACAGGGGAACCCCACUGGUUUUUAUGGAAACACUGGAAACUCAAAGAUCCCUGGGAUGAUGAGACACGAGACACAUUCAGAACAAAUGCCAUUUUUUUUUUUUUUUUUUUUUUUUUUUUUUGAGACAGAGUCUUGCUCUGUUGCCCAGGCUGGAGUGCAGUGGCACAAUAUCGGUUCACUGCAAAUUUUACCUCCUGAGUUCAAGUGAUUCUCCUACCUCAGCCUCCUAAGAGCUGGGCUUACACCACCAUGCCCAGCAAAUUUUUGUAUUUUCAGUAGAGAUGGGUUUCACCCUGUUGGCCAGGCUGGUCUCAAACUCCUGACCUCAGGCGAUCCACCUGCCCCCAAAGUGCUGGGGGCAGGCUGCCACCAGCCUCCCAAAGUGCUGGGAUUACAGGCAUGAGCUACCAGACUUGGCCAGAACAAUUGCCUUUUUAAACCUUUAAAAAACGUUUUCAAAAUGCCUUUUUCUAUGUCAAAUGUAACACUUAUUUUUUAAACAAUAAAACUGAUUUGCCAAAA